AGCGCGAUCGCUCAGUCGGGAUGAAGGUCGCGCACCCUCUUCUUCUACGGUGCCGAUGAACAGUAAAGAACGUGCUAGGACAGCGGUUCGCGAUGAAUGGUGAGCGUAGCGUGAAACGUGUUAUGGGAAUGAAAGAUUCCCUUGGCUGUCUUCGAAUCCUUACGAUGGCUUUCCUGAUAGUGGUGGCGAUUGGACGCGCACGAACCGACAAUUCUUCCUUAAAUUCCGGCAAUCAAAUUAUCACGCUUCUCUCGAGAUUGCCGAGUGUUCUGCGAAGCUCUAGUGUAGUGCCGAUAGCGAAGCCACGCUGCCAGAGGCCACUUUACGCUCACCGGAAGUCGAAGAGACACGUAGAAGAAGUGCCGACCUUCAACAAUUCAAUUUCAAAUAUAACGGUUGCAGUGGGCCGAGAAGCUGUACUUACCUGUGUUGUCUCGAAUCUAUCUGGUUUCAAGGUCGCCUGGCUGAGAGUCGAUACACAGACUAUUCUGACGAUUGCUAACCACGUAAUAACGAAAAAUGAUAGAAUCAAAGUGACGCACAGCGAGCACAAGAUGUGGUAUUUACAUAUACGAGAUGUCAACCCAAGCGACCAGGGAUAUUACAUGUGUCAAAUAAACACCGAACCUAUGAAAAGUCAAACUGGUUUUUUGGAAGUAGUAGUUCCUCCAGAUAUUCUCGACAAUUCGACUAGUACAGACAUGGUUGUUAAAGAAGGCAGUAACGUGACAUUGCGCUGCGCAGCAAGAGGAUCACCACAACCGAACAUCACUUGGAAGCGUGAGGAUGGCGAACUUAUAUUUCUUGGAGAUGGCCAAGGAGUUAGUAGCAUCGAAGGAUCGAUCUUCAACAUCAUGAGAGUGAACCGGUUACAGAUGGGAGCGUACCUUUGUAUCGCUUCAAACAGCGUUCCACCUACCGUCAGCAAGAGAAUUAUGCUUAUAGUACACUUUCCUCCAAUGAUAUGGAUCCAGAAUCAAUUGGUGGGAGUGCAAGAGGGACAGCAAAUGACGUUGGAAUGUAAUUCGGAGGCUUUCCCGAAAUCGAUCAACUAUUGGACAAGAGGAAAUAAUCAGAUUGUACCAAAUGGGGAGAAGUACGAGCCGACCCUCUCGGACGAUACGUAUAAAGUGCAGAUGAAGCUUACCAUACGUUCCGUUACCAUGUCAGACUACGGCAUUUACAAAUGCAUAUCGAAAAAUUCACUGGGUGAAACGGAUGGCAGUAUAUCGCUUUACCAUAUUCCAACCACCACGACGCAAGUCAAGACCACGACGACGACACCAAUGCCCACGAUAGCUAAAGUCGAAACUAUCCAAAGAAUCCGACAGAAGAUGCUGCCGAGCAUCGAACCGAACUCAAAUGAAAUAACAGAUGCGUCUUUGUCUACUGUAAUUAGAAACGAAAAUACACGAAUUGAUGGACGAUAUAACAACAAUGACUACAUCAAUGCUGAGAAUAAAAUCGAUAAGAAUGUUCAACGAAAACAACCUUCAAACAAAGACGUGAAUCAUCGCAGAAUUGAUAACACAUCACGAUCAUUAUCCUCGAGAGGAGAUAGGCUAUAUGCUUUUUUACAACACAGUAUAAUAAUCUAUACAGUUCUAUUAUCUAUCCUUUCGUAGUCAGUUUUUAGAUACUUUAUGUCCACAAAAUACGAAGACGUUUCGAUUAAUUGGACUCUUUUGAUUGGACCUCGUCUUCACGCACUAUCAUUCCUUUUUCAUUAGCAAACGGGAUCAAUUUAUCUUAAGUAUGGAUACGAUCGUCGAUAUCCAUGCUUUUUUUCUAUUGUUUAUAAGAAGAGAAAAGAACCAUACAUAACAAUAAAACUUUCGUGAAAUUAAAGAAAAAAAUUAUGUAUGUCAUGGUUCAAAAUUAUAUUCUUUCCAAAUGUACGUUAUAGUAAUUUCUAUCAACAUCCUAUAAUUUUUAACAUCGAAAUACCUAAUCUCAUUUAUUUAGAGAAAAUGUAUUGGUUAUAUUUUGAAUCAUUUUUCUAUUAAUGUUUAAUACUGCACUUGGUUCAACAUUGUUCCUAUUACGACGAAAACGUUAUUGUUAAUUAGAUAUCCAGGAGUAAUUUAUAAAAAAAAUUAGAGGAUGAUAUUUGUAUAAAAAGUUAUAUGACAAUCCAGAAAAGUGAAAUUUUAGUAACAACGAAACUAUAACAUACGUUAUUACUCGAAAUGAUAUUGAAAAAAUAAUAUUAUUUUGUUUCAUUUUAUAUUUUAAAUAAUAAAAAAAGAUAAAUUUGUUAAGUCUUAUAAUUAACUAAUCUUAUCUGUAUUGAUAAUUUAUUUUCAUUAAUCGAUAUUUUCUUAGAUCAUGUUUUCAAUUAAUCUCGGCCUAAUCUUUCCUAAAGACAGAGAAUCUUAUAUUCGAAAUGAAAUAAUCACAAUAUUAAAAAGCCUAAUCAAUCCACAACUAUGAUAUUUCACUAUAAUUGUGAUGCAAUUAUAAGAAAUAUACACAAACAUAAUAAGUGAACGUGAAGUUAGAGAUAAAAAUUCUAUAUGUCGUUUUUCAUGAUUAUACUUUUUUUUUUAAAUGUAUGGUAUAGUAAUUUCUAUUAUAAUAUUAUAAUUAUUAAAGUCGAAAUGUAAUAUCACAUUUUCUUUUAAUUACAUCACAUAGUGAGAAUUAUGAGGAUGAACUUUGGAAACAAUGAAAAAAAAAGUAAAAAUUCCGCUGAAUUCAAUCCUCUUUCUAAUUAUCAGCAGCCUCUAUCUUGCCAUACAACGGACGGAUAAAAUUGUAUGUAAAUGUAAAUCUUGUUGGAAAUAGUGUACCUUUAAAGAUGUACACAUACAUAUCUCAUUUACUUGAGAUAAUCGAUUUGUCGAAUGUUUCUGCGGAAAAAAAAAUGGAAACUUGUAUAUUUGACAAUGAUUGUAACGAUUUAAAUACCACUGUAAAUAACGAUUAGAUAUAUAUAUAUAUAUUAGAAAUCUACGUCGACGCCGACCACGGUGUUAAUUGAAUGAAUAUUAAUAAUUUUGUACAUAAAUUACUGAUUCGCGCGUGUGUGGAUAGGAUAAAAUUAUCGAUAAGGGAAGGAACAUUAGCAUGACGUAAUUUUUAGAGUUCCAUUUUUUAAAAAGUAUCUUCGACUUUUCACGAAGACUAUUGACGUUGAUAGUUUUAUCCUACGAUGUAUGUUCAUCUCGUAGAUAGGUUCAACUGUAAAUAUAAGUACCAAAAAAAAAAGAAAUAAAGCAAAUAAUGUCUUGUAAUAUCGGAAUUUUAUGUAAUCCGAAAUACAUUUAACGAGUAAAUAUUUGUAAAUAGACCAAAGCAUCGUAGUAUGUGAUCUUUUUAAGAUUGAUUAUUUUGCUUUUACGUCGCGCCAUUAUCCGUCGUAGCCGACCGUCAACAUAACCGAAUGAAAAAGAACCAGUGAGCUUUAUUAUCGCUUUAUAAUUGUAUAUGGAAAUUUGCAUACCGUCAGAUUUUUAAGUAGAUCGAUUAUGAACGCUAAAGAGAAGGGACAAAACUUACGGAGUAAUUUAAAAUAUAUACAUUAUUCAUUGUACUGUAACUGGAAAUUUUGGGCGAAUGUUGAAGUAUGAAUAAAGAUCGAAUGUUAAAGUUUGAA
Messenger RNA from Vespa mandarinia (Asian giant hornet), 3598 nucleotides. Its product is annotated as neurotrimin. Gene Ontology annotation, cellular component: neuron projection. NCBI's taxonomy places the organism in Eukaryota, Metazoa, Arthropoda, Insecta, Hymenoptera, Vespidae. The record is from RefSeq and is a predicted model, not a curated record.